GGAGAUCAGGGUCUGCUGCCAAGGGGAUAAAAGGUAUGAAGAAGGGCCCAAGUUUGUAUGCAGAAAGUUCAACUUGUAUGUGCUAGGAAUGUGAGGGCCCAUAAUAUUUCACUGUUGGUUGAAGACAGAUGAUGCUGUGUUUAAAAAUGGGGCGUCGCUCAUCAGACACAGAGGAAGAGAACAGAAGCCGAAGAAAAAAGAAACACCGCAGGCGUUCAUCUUCAAGUAGCUCCUCAGACAGCAGAACGUACACCCGUAAAAAGUCCGGAAGGAAAUCAAGAUCGAGGUCACGCUCUCGAGAUCUCCAGUCUCGUUCACAUUCCUAUGAGAAAAGACGCAGACACAGAUCAAGCAGUAGUUCUUCAUAUGGUUCCAGAAGAAAACGCAGUCGUAGCCGAUCAAGGGGCAGAGGAAAAUCCUACAGGUCUCAGAGAUCAAGAUCAAAGAGUAGAACAAGAAGAUCACGAUCAAGACCUCGUCAGCGUUCUUAUAGUCGAAGUAGUGAAAGAUCCGGUCAUAGGAGAACUCAUAGCGGGUCUCGUGAAAGAGAACGGCGUAAAGGCAGAGAGAAAGAAAAAGUAAGAGAGAAAGAGAAAGGCAAAGGAAAAGAGAAGGAGAUAUAUGGCGCAAAGCUUGGGGACCCUGGAAACAUCAAAGCUGGAUUAGAACAUCUGACGCCCGCGGAGCAGGCCAAGGCGAGGCUGCAGCUGGUGCUCGAGGCGGCAGCUAAAGCAGAUGAAGCUUUGAAGGCUAAAGAGAGGAGCGAAGAAGAAGCAAAGAAAAGAAAGGAAGAAGACCAAGCCACCCUAGUAGAGCAAGUCAAACGAGUAAAAGAAAUUGAAGCUAUUGAAAGUGACUCCUUUGUUCCACAGACAUUCAGAUCAAGUAAAGAAGUCAAAAAGACAACAGAACCUACUGAACUAAAAUACGAACCUGUAACUGUAGGAGUGGGAACUGUUGAUGCACCUGCUACUGAAAAAGAAACAACAACUGCCAACAUUCCUACUGCUAUCAAAUAUCAAGAUGAUAAUUCUUUAGCACAUCCAAAUCUAUUUAUUGAGAAGGCAGAAGCAGAAGAAAAGUGGUUUCAGAGGUUGAUCGCACUUCGGCAAGAAAGGCUCAUGGGCAGUCCAGUGGCCUGAGUGAACAUCAUACAGAAAUUCUCUGUGAUGCUAAGAAAUCCUACCAUUAAAUUUCUCUUUUCAGGGGAUUUUAGUACUUAGUGAGUUGUACAGAGAAUAAGUAUUUCAUCUGAAUAAACAAAAAUGUUCUAUCCUCAAUUUUUUUCCCAAUUCAUUGCUGAGUUACUUGUAUUGCUAAGCUACCUGCUAUGAAAGGGAAGGCUACCAUGGCAGUGUAAUUUGCUUUUUUUGUACUGAAUUUCUCUUGUGUGCAAAAGACCUGACAGCCCAAUCAAAAAAAUGUAUAUAUUCAUGUAGACAGAUAAGGGAAAAAGUAGGACUAUCCAAAAAAGUUCAGAUUUACCAGUGCCGGAACAGGAGUGCAGAUGAUACCACCCUGGGCCAUUAAAUUUUUUGCAACUGAGGAAGGAUUCAGGGCAAACUAUAUUGCUGUUCUCUCUUCUUCCUUCAUUUUUCUCCUUGCUGAGGGGGUAUUCUAAACUGCUGCAUUCAUCUGCCUGCUCCAAACUUAUCCUGGUUCCUCACUUUGGCCUUGAGUGGAAAGAAACCUUUGUUUUAAAUUUGCUGAAACAUCUACAUUCUACUCUUAGGAUACUAGAGAUUCAGCAGAUGUAAUUAAAAAUCAUGUUAGCCUUUUAAACAAAUUAGUGUAAGUUUUCAGCAUUUCCUAGGUAGUUUUAAGAAUAUUAAAAAGAUGAAUAUUCUGGAAAACCAGGAACUCUUAAUGGCAAAUAAUAUAAAUAUUAUUGUGUAUACUGGUAGGGACCCUUAUUGAACAAGACUGGUGACAUACCUAUUUCUGGAGAGAGUGACUGUUUUUAGUAUAUAAAGUUUCCAUUUGUCAAAAUGUGACUUUAAAAGAAUGAGAUCAGUCACGUUUGGGCUACCAUCCAGUUUCUCUCGUGCACACCAAUUAGUAUAUUAAAAAAAAAAAUCCACCCACUAUCCAAGUAAAUACCAGACACCAUCCAAAAAAGAAAAAAAAAGCUGAAAGUAUUUCUUCUGAGGUAUCUGGCAAAUCUGUGGGAAAACUGUAACAUCAGUGGAAGAUUAAAAUAAGUCUCACAGUUCUGGACAUAUCUCAUUGGAAAUGACAUGCAUCAGCUUUCUGUUUGAAUGAAGAAAUUCAUAAGGGGUUCUUUUAAUAUUACUUUUCCUUGUUCUCAAAUGUGUAGUGAAAAAAAUGGAGGGUGGAGGAUUCUGGAAAUACACUUUGAAUGAUCAUCUUACUGCUUAGAUUAAUGAUGUGAAAGGAAAACGUAUUAAAAAUAUGCUGGAAUGCAAGUUUAAUUUUUAUUUACAAACAGUGUUAGUUUUACUGGGUCCUGCUUUAAAAUAGGUGUUUAUGUUUCAAGACUGUCUUGUCUGCAGCUAAAAGGAAAAAAACUGUUUUAUUUCAGCAUUUUCAAAUGGUAACCAUUUGGCAUUGUCCUGUUUUCUAAUCUCCUUCUAUGUAUCUUUCAUAGCAAAUAAAAACUGUUUGAUCCCCAUAUAA
This is a messenger RNA of Dromaius novaehollandiae (emu), 2637 nucleotides long. It is a transcript of the gene RSRC1, whose product is annotated as arginine and serine rich coiled-coil 1. Gene Ontology annotation, biological process: alternative mRNA splicing, via spliceosome. NCBI's taxonomy places the organism in Eukaryota, Metazoa, Chordata, Aves, Casuariiformes, Dromaiidae. Gene Ontology annotation, cellular component: nucleus; cytoplasm. The coding region runs from base 129 to 1142 and encodes 337 amino acids. The transcript is spliced from 10 exons. The record is from RefSeq and is a predicted model, not a curated record.